Molecule: messenger RNA, 1993 nt
Organism: Amaranthus tricolor (Joseph's coat)
Lineage: Eukaryota; Viridiplantae; Streptophyta; Magnoliopsida; Caryophyllales; Amaranthaceae
Product: transcription factor TGA2.3-like
Exons: 12
Coding region: 232-1587 (451 amino acids)
Biological process (GO): regulation of DNA-templated transcription; DNA-templated transcription
Molecular function (GO): sequence-specific DNA binding; DNA-binding transcription factor activity
Source: RefSeq, a predicted model, not a curated record
AAACAAACACAUAAAUUGUAGAAUUAGCAGACAUAGGAGUAACACAGAAGAUACCCACCACCACCAGGCACCAAGUCAAAGUGAUCAAAAUUUUGGAUCUUUUGAAUAACUUGAUAUGCUUAAAUAUCAUCAAAUUAAGACUUUCCUUUUUUCUUCCUUCUGUUUUCCUGUCAAAGUUUAGCUUCUAGGAAAUCUCCAAUUCUUAUAGUUUAAGGUGAUGAUGAUAAUUGAAUGGGUAGCAGAAUAGUGAAGAAGACUGGUUCAAAAAAUGGUGCAAGCUUAACUUCAGGGAUGCCGAGCUUUAAUCCUGCCAUUCCUAUCUCUAAUUCCGUUGUAGGAGAGGGAAACAACUCAAAUACAUCUCGUGUUCCUGAAAUUGGUGUUUUUGAGCAGUCUCUCGAUUUUUGUAUAGAAGAUGAUGUUGAUUUCAGACACCCUCUAUUCAGUUCGUUGAAGUCGUCGAGUCUGACUGUGGGCCCUGAUCUCCAAUUUGGUUCGUUUAAUAAGGUGCUGUCAUUGGAAAAAGAAUCGCAUCUCAACUUUGCUUCUGUAUCUAGAGGUCAUCGUGAAAAUUGGGCGGAAUCCAAUAUGGCUGAUGCUAGUCCUAGAACGGAUACUUCAACCGACGAAGCGGACGAUAGGCAUCCGCAGCUUGAAGUUGGUCAAAUCAAUACCAAGACUGCGUCCGAUUCCAGUGAUAGAUCCAAAGAAAAAGCUCUGGAUCAGAAGUCACUUCGACGGUUGGCUCAAAAUCGCGAAGCAGCUCGGAAAAGCCGACUGCGGAAGAAGGCGUAUGUACAACAGCUCGAAAAUAGCCGACUGAAGCUGACCCAGCUUGAGCAAGAGCUCCAACGAGCUCGCCAGCAGGGAAUUUUCAUUUCAAAUUCUGGUGAUCAAUCACAUGCGAUAGGGGGAAAUAGUGCUUUAGCUUUUGAUGCGGAGUAUGCACGAUGGGUGGAAGAACAGAACAGAAUGAUUAAUGAGUUGAGAAGUGCAGUAAAUUCACAUGCUAGCGAUACUGAACUUCACACAGUCGUUGAAAGUGUAGCUGCCCAUUUUAACGACAUUUUCAGGCUUAAGGGUGUUGCUGCAAAGUCUGAUGUCUUUCACAUUUUGUCAGGAAUGUGGAAGACUCCAGCCGAGCGUUGCUUCAUGUGGAUUGGUGGGUUUCGCCCAUCAGAACUCCUAAAGCUUCUGGUGAAUCAAUUGGAACCCUUGACCGAACAGCAAUUAGUGGGCAUCUACAGCUUGCAGCAGACAUCACAACAGGCUGAAGAAGCCUUAUCACAAGGAAUGGAGGCCCUGCAGCAGUCUCUAGCCGAAACAUUAGCCAAUAGUACACCAUGCCCUUCCGGCUCGUCUGGAAAUGUAGCAAACUAUAUGGGUCAGAUGGCCAUGGCUAUGGGCAAAUUGGGAACUCUUGAAGGAUUCUUGCGCCAGGCCGACAAUCUGCGUCAACAAACACUGCAACAAAUGCACAACAUAUUAACAACUCGACAAUCCGCACGUGCCUUGCUAUCAAUACACGACUAUUUCUCAAGACUUCGGGCACUCAGUUCUCUAUGGCUUGCUAGACCGCGUGAUUGAGCACCCUCAAACUAUCUUAUUUUACAAUAAUUGACAUGAUAGGAUCGUCUGACUUACCAUGUUCUCUCGGGUUUGGCAAUUUUGAGCUGGCGGUGUGUAAUUUCCGUUCUGGUCGACUAUGAAUCGCGCACGAUAAUGUUUGUAACUCUAUGUUGUAUAAUUACUGUUGUUGAGGUUGUAUUUUCUAAAGGGUGGUAUUGUUAGGUUGAUGGAAAAGUAUUUAGAGAAGGUUUCUUUGUAAUAGUAUUUAGAAGUACACUUCUAUGUUAGGUAGCUUGUUACACUAGAAUUCUCAUAGUAUUUUACUUGUAUUUAGGACCCUUGUUUUCUACUAUAUAGUUUUGAUUACUAUACACCCCUAUGUAUAAUGUACGAAAUUCACUUUUGAAUAAGAAAAAUCCUUUCU